Molecule: messenger RNA, 1350 nt
Organism: Funneliformis mosseae
Lineage: Eukaryota; Fungi; Glomeromycota; Glomeromycetes; Glomerales; Glomeraceae
Source: the annotation of a GenBank genome assembly
AUGUCUUCCUCAAUUCCAAACGAAUGUUUAUCCAUGAUUCUCGAGUUAUUCGAUCCAAAAGAUUUACGAUCCUGCAUAUUGGUGGAUCGUCUUUGGUUCGAAAUAUCAGUGCGUUUUCUUUGGAUCAAAAUUUAUAAUCACAGAACCUUCCUCGCCUGCCUUCCAAUUGAAUCGAAACGAAUGUUAAGAGAGAAUGGAAUCACCUUUCGACCCCCAACUUCAAACCCUCUAUUAUUUAAUUACGUUAAAUUCAUCAAAGAAAUCAAUGAAAAGACAAUUCUUCUGGGAUAUCCCAAAAUACUUCAACAACAAUUUUCCGCAAACCAAAAAAUGUUAAUAGCACAAGAAUCCUUUAAAUUGAUAAUGAAGCAUGCUUCGUUGAAGACUUUAUCUGUUCAAAAUGGUGUUCCUUUCUUGGAACCCAAUGUACCAUACAUUACCUUUCCUGGAGCAGACGUUUGCCUUCAGAAACUUUGUGAAUUUUUUGGUGAUUCAUCUAUAAAAUCGGAAUAUUGUUCCCGACUGGCCGAUUUUUGUAAAGGCAUACAAAAGUUCAACUUGCAACUUGACGAGGAUGUUAAUGAAGGAUUGGAUAAAUUGAUUUCCGUUCAACGAAAUCUUAAGGAUUUAGAAAUCCUUUUUAAUAAAAGAUGUACGAAUUUCGGUCCCCCUUUAAUGAAUCUUGCAAAUUCACUAAUUAAAUUGAACAUUAAUGGGUGCUUGUAUUGUCCAAAUUUCUCAUUCAUAAACAGUUUCACCAAAUUGCGAGAACUCACCAUAUCACUUAGCAUGGAUCAUGAGAAUUUAAAACCGUUGCAAGAUGUGACACUUCCACAAUUAAAAAUUUUAUCAUUUCAAUACGCGAGAUUACCUCGUGAUUAUUUAUCAAAGUUCCUAGAAAAUAAUGGAAGGAAUUUAGAUGAACUUUCCUGUGAUUAUUCGUUGAAUUUGGACGUAGCCAAGUUCUGCCCCAACUUAAAAAUUUUAAAAUCAAUAUUCUCAAAAGAAGAUGAUUUGAAGGCAAUUCUUAAUAAUUGUCAGGAAUUAAAAACUCUUGAAGUGCACUGUUGCGAACUGUUCCUUGAUGAAAGCAAAAUUUUGGUAAAUCUUGCAAAGUUUACCCCAAGGAACUUAUCAGAGUUAAUCAUCACUAAAUCCUCAGAUGAUAAUAAUAAUGAAAAACUUUUUUCUAAUUUAUUGGAGGAUUUAAGUUGGGGGGAGGAACAACAUACGCCCAUCUCAAUAAUUAUCAGAGGAGACAAAUUAAAUAUCAAAGAACAAAAUAAGCAAAUUAUAGAAAAUUAUAUAUCGCUGGGACAUAUAAAAAGUUAUAAACUCGCUAUUACCUAG